Molecule: messenger RNA, 1758 nt
Organism: Neoarthrinium moseri
Lineage: Eukaryota; Fungi; Ascomycota; Sordariomycetes; Amphisphaeriales; Apiosporaceae
Exons: 1
Coding region: 1-1758 (585 amino acids)
Cellular component (GO): nucleus; RNA polymerase II transcription regulator complex
Molecular function (GO): DNA-binding transcription activator activity, RNA polymerase II-specific; transcription cis-regulatory region binding
Source: RefSeq, a predicted model, not a curated record
AUGGCAAGUCCUUCUGUCAUUGCAUCGUCUGGUAGGGCUACCAGGCCAGGCAAGCUGGCCAUUCCACCCGUAUCAGCCGCCUCGUCCCCUGGCUCGGCGUUACAAAUAUCACCGGGCUCUGGCGCAUCUACGCCUACAUCAUCGACUCCCCAACUGGCCAUGAAGCCGGCAGCCAAUGGUCCUGUGACUAUCGCGACCAUGGCGUCCACCCCAGGGCCGCAGUGCCAACCGGCCAAGAACUCCAUCACCAGCAAGGAAUGGGUCAUCCCGCCCCGGCCGAAGCCCGGUAGGAAGCCCGCCACGGACACACCUCCCACCAAGCGCAAGGCUCAGAACCGUGCAGCACAGAGGGCAUUCCGCGAACGUAGGGCCGCUCGAGUAGGUGAGCUGGAGGAGCUGCUCGACGAGCAGCGCCAGGAGCACGAGCGUGUCGAGCGUGACCUCCACGAGCACAUCCAGGGUAUGGAUACCGAGGUUCACAAUCUGCGGGAUCGAUGUUCGGCCCUGGAAGGCCUUCUCGAUAAGGAGCGUGCAGAGCGGGGCCGAGUUGCAAACGAGCUUGAGGCCAUGCGGAGGCGACUUCGUGAUGAGCAAGCAAGUGCAUCCGCUCGGAAUAACAGCCUUCCCGGACUGCACGCUGCCCUCUCCCAGCACCACACACCACGGAGCAGCAUCGCCAGCACCCAUUCUGGCCACAGGAAUUCCGCGUUUGCUAUAUCCCAGUUGAUAUCUCCUUCCAACCCUUCUGAUUCGUCCUCGGACCGGAGACCCCACGACGCCGGCUGCGGCGGCUGUGACCCGAAUGGCCCUUGCGUUUGUGUUGACGAGGUCCUCUCCACUGCCGGUCACGUCGUGGACUGUGGCAACUGUAGCCUCGGGACAAGGUGCGAAUGCCUCGAAGCCGCUCUGAACCCAUCAACCAAUACAGAACCAGACCUCAAGCGAAGACCAUCUUCAAUCUCGCCUCUCGAACCAGAGGAAAAGAGACACAAGCCAAGCCACAGUGAGAACGAGAUCGACUUCACCGCCAUGUUCUCUAAGAAGGGAGCAUCGGCCGUUGCAACGAUACCAGAGCCUCUCCCUCCGCCCAUCGCCAUUCCGCCGCGUGACUCAUGUGGCUUCUGUACGGAAGGUACAUAUUGCAUGUGUGCUGAAGCUGCCGCCGCUGCCGCCGCCGAGUCACAGUCAUUAGCACCUAUGGGGUCGCAGGUCCAAACACCCCCGCCAUCAGACGGCGACGUUGGUCCUCCGCCAAUGGAGUUCACCUCUACGGGGGCCGUCAAGCUUCCACGCCUCUCCAGUCUCAACAGGCCCGCCCCGUCCCGCUCCUCCAAUAAGAGUGGUGGAUGUGGACCGAAUGGCCCCGGUACUUGUGCUCAAUGUCUGGCCGAUCCCAAGUCGGGUCUUUUCUGCCGCAGUCUUGCAGCCAACUUCGAGAAGCAAGGCGGUACUUCCAAGGCUGGCGGCGGCUGCUGUGGUGGUUCCGCCGGCGGUGGCUGUUGCAAGAGUAAGCCCAGCGUCACGUCUGGACCAAGUGUCGGUCUCUCGUGUGCAGACGCGUACAAGACUAUCUCCAGCCAUCGCAACUUUGAGAGGGCCGCAGACGAUAUCAGCUCCUGGCUGCCCAGGCUACGUGCAGUACCACGACCUCAGGAGGUUGGCGAGAGCAGCAGCCGACGCCCGCCCAUUGAGGUCGAGACGGCGAGUAUCAUGAGCGUCCUCAAAGGAUUUGACGUGAGGUUUGGUAGAGAAGCAUGA